Messenger RNA from Hemicordylus capensis (graceful crag lizard), 2004 nucleotides. RefSeq names its product eukaryotic translation initiation factor 4A2 (gene EIF4A2). Gene Ontology annotation, cellular component: cytoplasmic stress granule. The record is from RefSeq and is a predicted model, not a curated record. Lineage: Eukaryota; Metazoa; Chordata; Lepidosauria; Squamata; Cordylidae. The transcript has 11 exons. Gene Ontology annotation, molecular function: ATP binding; RNA helicase activity; translation initiation factor activity. The coding region runs from base 116 to 1336 and encodes 406 amino acids. Gene Ontology annotation, biological process: cytoplasmic translational initiation.
CUCCGCAGCCAAAGGAGGGAGAGUAAAAGUAGACCCGGCCAACUGAGCGGCUAUAUAAAGCGGGCGCCGCGGCGGCGCUGCCUUUUCAGUGGAGGACAGCGGUGGUCAUCGGAACAUGUCAGGCGGCUCCGCGGAUUAUAGCAGAGACCAUGGCCCCGAGGGAAUGGACCCUGACGGUGUCAUUGAGAGCAAUUGGAAUGAAAUUGUUGACAAUUUUGAUGAUAUGAACUUAAAAGAAUCCCUCCUCAGGGGUAUUUAUGCUUAUGGGUUUGAGAAGCCUUCGGCUAUUCAGCAGCGUGCUAUUAUUCCAUGUAUCAAAGGGUAUGAUGUGAUUGCUCAAGCUCAGUCAGGUACUGGCAAGACAGCCACAUUUGCUAUUUCCAUCCUGCAACAGUUGGAGAUUGAUCUCAAGGAGACCCAAGCACUAGUAUUGGCCCCUACCAGAGAACUGGCUCAACAGAUCCAAAAAGUUAUUCUGGCUCUUGGAGAUUAUAUGGGUGCAACUUGCCAUGCUUGCAUUGGUGGCACAAAUGUUCGAAAUGAGAUGCAGAAGCUGCAGGCAGAGGCUCCCCAUAUUGUGGUGGGAACUCCUGGACGUGUAUUUGACAUGUUAAACAGGCGCUAUCUGUCACCUAAAUGGAUCAAAAUGUUUGUCUUGGAUGAAGCAGAUGAAAUGUUGAGCCGGGGAUUUAAGGAUCAAAUCUAUGAAAUUUUUCAGAAGUUGAGCACAAACAUUCAGGUUGUGUUGCUUUCUGCCACUAUGCCAAUGGAUGUGUUGGAAGUGACCAAAAAGUUCAUGAGAGAUCCUAUUCGUAUUUUAGUGAAGAAAGAGGAAUUGACCCUUGAGGGUAUCAAACAAUUCUACAUUAAUGUGGAGAGAGAGGAAUGGAAGCUGGAUACUCUCUGUGAUUUGUAUGAAACCUUGACCAUUACCCAGGCUGUUAUUUUCCUUAAUACGAGGAGGAAAGUAGACUGGCUUACAGAGAAAAUGCAUGCAAGGGACUUCACUGUCUCUGCUCUGCAUGGUGACAUGGACCAGAAGGAGAGAGAUGUUAUCAUGAGAGAGUUUAGAUCAGGAUCAAGCCGUGUCUUGAUCACUACUGACUUGUUGGCUCGUGGUAUUGAUGUACAACAAGUAUCGUUGGUUAUAAAUUAUGACCUGCCAACCAAUCGUGAAAACUACAUUCACAGGAUUGGCCGAGGUGGUCGUUUUGGCAGGAAAGGUGUGGCUAUAAACUUUGUCACUGAGGAGGACAAGCGGAUCCUUCGGGAUAUUGAGACUUUCUACAAUACUACAGUGGAGGAAAUGCCAAUGAAUGUGGCUGACCUCAUUUAAUCCCUGGGAUGAGAUGUUGUUGGAAUGCAGUGCUCGCUGUUGCUGACUAGGCGAUCCACAACGUGCAUUGUGCUUCUUUCUUGAGGGAUACAUUGAAUCUUGUCUCAAUGCUCAUUACGGAUCAGAAAUACAGAUUUUUGAUAAGCGAAGCGACAUUUUGUCGUGAGCUUUUGUGGGGAGAGCCUUUGGCUUUCUCCUCUUUAGAGUUUAGACUGUUGGGGUUGGGUGGAAAGUCAUGGGGACUGUAAAUUUUUUCUUUAUUAGAAAUUUAUUUCCUAGUUCUGUAGAAGUGGUUGUGCUAGAUGUUCUUUAUCAUUUAAUAAUUUACUUAUGGACUAAAAGGUAUAAGUGCUGUAUAAAAUCAGCCAAUUAUGUUAAACUGGCAUAUCUACCUUUAUUGUAUGUUAUAGUUCUAUAUUACUAGUCUAAUUUGGAAAAGCCUUUCAAAAUGACUAAACUUUUAUAAGAGCAUUAAAAUGCAUUUUUUGGUUUGGUAUGUAUUUAUUGAAUAAAGUAUUUAAUUAGUGUUAAGUGUGAUCUGGACCCUAUUGCUAAAACCCCAGCAAGCAAUCAUUACUAUUGUCUUAGGGUCAAACCCAUUAAAAUUGCCAUAUUGCACAUGUCUUAAUGAAGUUUGAAUGUUCAAUAAAAUACUUAUAUAUAUUCAA